This is a messenger RNA of Paramecium octaurelia, 481 nucleotides long. Lineage: Eukaryota; Ciliophora; Oligohymenophorea; Peniculida; Parameciidae. The record is from the annotation of a GenBank genome assembly.
AUCAAUUUUUAUCAGGAUCCGUUCUCCACGGAAUUCUCAAGUGUUCCUAAACUGGAAGGGGACCCCAGCUAUUGCCAUCCCAGGGAACUCUGAAAACUCUUCAAACAUGGCCAGAAGGGAUAUGAAGCCUAGGGAACUUGAGACAAAGAAUGAGAUGAAGGACCACCUCCUUACUUUCUGUUCUGACCCUAUUGCUGGUUCGGGGCUUUAACUUAGUAUCUUAUAGAGAUCCUUGUUACAUAUUAUCUCUAGUGCUAUCUAAGCCUCCGGAACAGGUACUAAUUCCAGAACUUUCUACUAAAAUCAUCGAUUAAUAACAUAAAUCUCGAUGACGCACUAAGGAGUAUCACAUUACAAUUGCAAAUUAAUUUAAAAUAUAUAGUGCAGUUCCUAAAGAACUCCACUGGGAUCUAGAGUUAGACACCCUCUAAACCUCCCAGCAUUAUUAACCCCAGGUGUCUCGAUAUUAACUACAAUCUGA